AUGACGAUUGGAUUCCUGCCCGGCCAGUGGCUCGACACAUACAUUCCCAACGUCCCCAAAGCUGGCGGGUUCACCAUCACAUCCGCCCCUUCAGCCGCUCUCACGGGUCCCUCGCCGUAUCUGGAGCUCGCGGUGCAGGAGUCGCCCGACAAUGAACCUGCGACCUGGCUGUGGCGGCCUGUGGACGAGAUUCUGGGCGUGACGCUGCGUGUUCGCGUGGGUGGCAGGUUUGUUUUCCCUCCUCAUAGCGGCGGUGAUGCGUCCGAUUUUUUUUCUUCUGCUUUUAAAAGAGGCGUUUUUGUCGCUGGUGGGGUGGGGGUGAAUCCACUGAUGAGCAUGUUGAGCUACAUUGCCGAGGGCCAGGGGCAAGAUGCUACUGGUCUGGACGUGAGCUUCAUAUACGCAAGCAAGUUGCCUGCGACCGGCAAUCUUUUAGAUAUUGUCUUCCUCGAUAGGAUUACGCGGGCUUUUGGGGAGGGUACAGUGAAGGGCAAGGUGACGCUGUUUAUAACGGCUGCUGGGGACAGCGCAGCUCCACAGCAGCAGCAAGAGACGAGAUAUAUCAAUGGAGCUCCGGUGGAGAUCCAGCCGCGCCGCCUUACGGUUGCGGAUAUUAACGAAGUAAUUGGAGGUGAAGACCAUGAAGGCACCGUUGUGUAUGUGUGUGGGCCGCCACCAAUGACGGAUGAGCUGGUUGAGAAGCUUGCGGCGGUGAUGGAUUCGCGCCGUGUUUUGACGGAGAAAUGGUGGUAA
Trichoderma gamsii is the source of this 753-nucleotide messenger RNA. RefSeq lists its product as hypothetical. Lineage: Eukaryota; Fungi; Ascomycota; Sordariomycetes; Hypocreales; Hypocreaceae. The transcript has 2 exons. The record is from RefSeq and is a predicted model, not a curated record. The coding region runs from base 1 to 753 and encodes 250 amino acids. Gene Ontology annotation, cellular component: mitochondrion. Gene Ontology annotation, molecular function: oxidoreductase activity.